AUAGAGGUCUGCAUUUGUUAAGUCUCUGACAAGUCUAGCAUGGAGGAUCACACCACAGAAAGGAGAUGCUAGGUUGAAAAGUAAAAACAUCCUAGGAUUUAAGAGCAUGAGCCUGGAGCUAAGGCUUCUUGGCUUCACAGGAUCCACCACUUAUAAUUGUGCAAUCUUCGGACAGUUACUAAACCUCUCUUGGUUUCCAUGGUAAAACGGGCAUAGUAACUUACUGUGUGAGAUUGUCACAAGGUUUAAUAAGUUACUGCUGCUUACAAGUGCUUUCCUACAGCGGCGUCUGUUUCCCCUUAGCAAGCAACUCGGCUGUGUGUUCUGCAGCUGCUGGUGGGUUCUCUGCUCGCUCUUUGCCCACCCGCGUCAGGCCGGUCCCCCUCCGGCCUCUUCUGUGGCGCGAGGGACAGCGGAAACCGCGGUAGACAGCACCCCCUUGAGUCGAAUUCCUCCCCUUUCGGAAGAAGCCGGUUUCUCUUUUCUUUGCUACUCCCGGGCCAUUUCUGGGCAACAGCUGCUAUUUUCACUUGAGCCCAAGUUAGUUUCUCGGGGAGCUCUGGGGCGCGCACGGGCAGCUCGGUUUGCCCUGCGAUUGAGCCGCGGGGUCGCGGCCGGCGCCGGCCUCUCCAAUGGCAAAUGUGUGCGGUUGGAGGCGAGCGCGAGGCUUUCAGCAAAGGCAGUCGAGUGUUUGCAGACCGGGGCGAGUUCUGUGAAAGCAGAUAAAAGAAAACAUUUAUUAACGUGUCAUUACGAGGGGAGCGCCCGGUCGGGGCUGUCGCACGCCCCGCGAAACACUUGGCUCCCUCCAGCUCCGAGAGAGGAGAAGAAAGCAGAAAAGAGGCAGAUUCACGUCGUUUCCAGCCAAGUGGACCUGAUCGAUGGCCCUCCUGAAUUUAUCACGAUAUUUGAUUUAUUAGCGAUGCCCCCUGGUUUGUGUGUUACACACACACACGCACACACGGCUCUGGCUCGCUUCCCUCCCUCGUUUCCAGCUCCUGGGCGAAUCCCACAUCUGUUUCAACUCUCCACCGAGGGCAAGCGGGAGCGAGAGUGUGUCGGGUGAGUGUGCGUCUGUGUUUCCCGGCGAGGGUGCGCGCUCGGCGCCGGGAGCGCGGCCAGCCGGGUCCGGAGGCAUCCAGAGGCCGAGAGCCGCCGGGACCCCAGCUCUGCGUCCACUGCCCCGUCCGGAGCUGGACUUCGGGGCCGGGGCCGGGGCCGUGCGCCGGGGACAGGCAGAGCCGGGUCGCGGGCCGCGCGUCCCCCGAGCCGGAGAUCUGCGAGUAAAGAGGGACGAGGGAAAAGAAACAAAGCCACAGACGACGCAACUUCAGACUCCUGCAUACCAAAAGAAGCACCAGAUCAGCCAAAACAGAAGAUGGGUCCCCCGAGCCUCGUGCUGUGCUUGCUGUCCGCAACGGUGUUCUCCCUGCUGGGCGGAAGCUCGGCCUUCCUGUCGCACCACCGCCUGAAAGGCAGGUUUCAGAGGGACCGCAGGAACAUCCGCCCCAACAUCAUCCUGGUGCUGACGGACGACCAGGACGUGGAGCUGGGUUCCAUGCAGGUGAUGAACAAGACCCGGCGCAUCAUGGAGCAGGGCGGGGCGCACUUCAUCAACGCUUUCGUGACCACGCCUAUGUGCUGCCCCUCGCGCUCCUCCAUCCUCACCGGCAAGUACGUCCAUAACCACAACACCUACACCAACAACGAGAACUGCUCCUCGCCCUCCUGGCAGGCGCAGCACGAGAGCCGCACCUUCGCCGUGUACCUCAAUAGCACUGGCUACCGGACAGCUUUCUUCGGGAAGUAUCUUAAUGAAUACAACGGCUCCUACGUGCCGCCCGGCUGGAAGGAGUGGGUCGGACUUCUUAAAAACUCCCGCUUUUAUAACUACACGUUGUGUCGGAAUGGGGUGAAAGAGAAGCACGGCUCCGACUACUCCAAGGAUUACCUCACAGACCUCAUCACCAACGACAGUGUGAGCUUCUUCCGCACGUCCAAGAAGAUGUACCCACACAGGCCAGUCCUCAUGGUCAUCAGCCAUGCAGCCCCCCACGGUCCUGAGGAUUCAGCGCCACAAUAUUCACGCCUCUUCCCCAAUGCAUCUCAGCACAUCACGCCAAGCUACAACUAUGCGCCCAACCCGGACAAACACUGGAUCAUGCGCUACACGGGGCCCAUGAAGCCCAUCCACAUGGAAUUCACCAACAUACUCCAGCGGAAGCGCUUGCAGACCCUCAUGUCGGUGGACGACUCCAUGGAGACGAUUUACAACAUGCUGGUUGAGACGGGCGAGCUGGACAACACGUACAUCGUGUACACCGCCGACCACGGCUACCACAUCGGCCAGUUUGGCCUGGUCAAAGGGAAAUCCAUGCCGUACGAGUUUGACAUCAGGGUCCCGUUCUAUGUGAGGGGCCCCAACGUGGAAGCUGGCUCUCUGAAUCCCCACAUCGUCCUCAACAUUGACCUGGCCCCCACCAUCCUGGACAUUGCAGGCCUGGACAUACCCGCGGAUAUGGACGGGAAAUCCAUCCUCAAGCUGCUGGACACGGAGCGGCCGGUGAAUCGGUUUCACUUGAAAAAGAAGAUGAGGGUCUGGCGGGACUCUUUCCUGGUGGAGAGAGGCAAACUGCUACACAAGAGAGACAAUGACAAGGUGGACGCCCAGGAGGAGAACUUUCUGCCCAAGUACCAGCGUGUGAAGGACCUGUGUCAGCGCGCUGAGUACCAGACGGCGUGUGAGCAGCUGGGACAGAAGUGGCAGUGUGUGGAGGACGCCACGGGGAAGCUGAAGCUGCAUAAGUGCAAGGGCCCCGUGCAGCUGGGUAGCAGCAGAGCCCUCUCCAACCUCGUGCCCAAGUACUACGGGCAGGGCAGCGAGGCCUGCACCUGUGACAGCGGGGACUACAAGCUCAGCCUGGCCGGACGCCGGAAAAAGCUCUUCAAGAAGAAGUACAAGGCCAGCUAUGCCCGCAGUCGCUCCAUCCGCUCAGUGGCCAUCGAGGUGGACGGCAGGGUGUACCACGUAGGCCUGGGUGAUGCUGCCCAGCCCCGAAACCUCACCAAGCGGCACUGGCCAGGGGCCCCUGAGGACCAAGAUGACAAGGAUGGAGGGGACUUCAGUGGCACCGGAGGCCUUCCUGACUACUCAGCUGCCAACCCCAUUAAAGUGACACAUCGCAGGUGCUAUAUCCUAGAGAACGAUACAGUCCAGUGUGACCUGGACCUGUACAAGUCCCUGCAGGCCUGGAAGGACCACAAGUUGCACAUCGACCACGAGAUUGAAACCCUGCAGAACAAAAUUAAGAACCUGAGGGAAGUCCGAGGUCACCUGAAGAAAAAGCGGCCAGAAGAAUGUGACUGUCACAAAAUCAGCUACCACACCCAGCACAAAGGCCGCCUCAAGCACAAAGGCUCCAGUCUGCAUCCUUUCAGGAAGGGUCUGCAAGAGAAGGAUAAGGUGUGGCUGUUGCGGGAGCAGAAGCGCAAGAAGAAACUCCGCAAGCUGCUCAAGCGCCUGCAGAACAACGACACGUGCAGCAUGCCAGGCCUCACGUGCUUCACCCACGACAACCAGCACUGGCAGACGGCGCCUUUCUGGACACUGGGGCCUUUCUGUGCCUGCACCAGCGCCAACAAUAACACGUACUGGUGCAUGAGGACCAUCAACGAGACUCACAAUUUCCUCUUCUGUGAAUUUGCAACUGGCUUCCUAGAGUACUUUGAUCUCAACACAGACCCCUACCAGCUGAUGAAUGCAGUGAACACACUGGACAGGGAUGUCCUCAACCAGCUACAUGUACAGCUCAUGGAGCUGAGGAGCUGCAAGGGUUACAAGCAGUGUAACCCCCGGACUCGAAACAUGGACCUGGGACUUAAAGAUGGAGGAAGCUAUGAGCAAUACAGGCAGUUUCAGCGUCGAAAGUGGCCAGAAAUGAAGAGACCUUCUUCCAAAUCACUGGGACAACUGUGGGAAGGCUGGGAAGGUUAAGAAACAACAGAGGUGGACCUUCAAAAACACAGAGGCAUCAACUGACUGCACAGGCAACGAAAAACCACGUGGGUGAUUUCCAGCAGACCUAUGCUAUUGGCCAGGAGACCUGAGAAAGCAAGCACUCACUCUCAGUCAACAUGGCAGGUUCUGGAGGAUAACCAGCAGGAGCAGAUAGAACUUCAAGAAGUCCAUUUUUGCCCCUGCUUUUGCUUUGGAUUAUACCUCACCAGCUGCACAAAAUGCAUUUUUUUCGUAUCAGAAAGUCACCACUAACCCUCCCCAGAAGCUCACAAAGGAAAACGAAGAGAGCGAGCGAGAUUUCCUUGGAAAUUUCCCCCAAGGGCGAAAGUCAUUGGAAUUUUUAAAUCAUAGGGGAAAAGCAGUCCUGUUCUAAAUCCUCUUAUUCUUUUGGUUUGUCACAAAGAAGGAACUAAGAAGACAGAGGCAACGUGGAGAGGCUGAAAACAGUGCAGAUUCGACAAUGAGUCAGUAGCACAAAAGAGAUGACAUUUACCUAGCACUCUAAACCCUGGUUGCCUCUGAAGAAACUGCCUUCACUGUAUAUAUGUGACUAUUUACAUGUAACCAACAUGGGAACUUUUAGGGGAACCUAAUAAGAAAUCCCAAUUUUCAGGAGUGGUGGUGUCAAUAAACGCUCUGUGGCCAGUGUAAAAGAAAAUCCCUCGCAGUUGUGGACAUUUCUGUUCCUGUCCAGAUACCGUUUCUCCUAGUAUUUCUUUGUUAUGUCCCAGAACUGAUGUUUUUUUUUUUUUAAGGUACUGAAAAGAAGUUGAUGUAUGUCCCAAGUUUUGAUGAAACUGUAUUUGUAAAAAAAAUUUUGUAGUAUAAGUAUUGUCAUACAGUGUUCAAAACCCCAGCCAAUGACCAGCAGUUGGUAUGAAGAAACCUUUGACAUUUUGUAAAAGGCCAUUUCUUGGGAGUUUUUUGGUGUGUCUGUUUUUUUAAAGUAUUCAAGAUACUACCAGUCAACAUCUUUUUGGAAGAAAAUGCCUUUGGGUUUAGAAGAUUUUCUUAAAAGGGGAGUAGAUGGUUGUAGAUUGACUAAAGUCUACCACACUUCAAGGGACUACAGCUGCACCUACCUCUGGAUCAAAGAACUUCUAGGACAUCAAGCCAAUUAUCUUCUGUAAUACCCUACCCCUAAUAUAGAUACCCCCAACUCACCUCAGAUAUUAAAUACUGAUAACUAA
This is a messenger RNA of Macaca mulatta (Rhesus monkey), 5208 nucleotides long. It is a transcript of the gene SULF2, whose product is annotated as sulfatase 2. The record is from RefSeq and is a predicted model, not a curated record. NCBI's taxonomy places the organism in Eukaryota, Metazoa, Chordata, Mammalia, Primates, Cercopithecidae. Gene Ontology annotation, cellular component: Golgi apparatus; plasma membrane; endoplasmic reticulum. Gene Ontology annotation, molecular function: glycosaminoglycan binding; calcium ion binding; N-acetylglucosamine-6-sulfatase activity. Gene Ontology annotation, biological process: glomerular basement membrane development; positive regulation of Wnt signaling pathway; negative regulation of fibroblast growth factor receptor signaling pathway.